CCUGAGAGGAAAGCCACGGAGGUGUGGCUAGGUGCGAGGGCCGCCGCGGCGGCGCUGUUGCCGCUGCUGUUGCCGGUUUCGAGGGGGGCAGCAGAGUGGGUCCAGUCGGGCAGCCCGGCAGCCCGGCGGAGAAGAGGACGGCGGCGGCGCUGGCGCUGGGACUGAGUUCCGGAUAGGCAUGAGCCUGGCGGAGAUAGCGAGGUCGCUGGGCUCUUCGGAGCAGGCGCUCCGCCUCAUCCUGUCCAUCUUCUUGGGAUACCCUUUUGCCUUGUUCCAGCGCUAUUUCCUUUUCCAGAAAGAGCUCUACCUCAUUCAUCUGUACAACACGUUAACGGGGCUCUCGCUUGCCUACUUCAACUUUGGGACACAGUUCUGUCACUCCCUCAUAUGUGUCUUCGUUCAGUUUCUCAUCCUGAGGCUCAUGGGCCGCACCGUCACUGCCGUCAUCACAUCCUUCUGCUUUCAGAUGGCAUAUCUGAUGGCUGGCUAUUACUUCACUGCCACAGAGAACUAUGACAUCAAAUGGACCAUGCCACACUGUGUCUUGACUCUCAAGCUGAUCGGUUUGGCCAUUGAUUACUACGAUGGCAGGAGGGAAGCGAAGGCCCUCACCUCUGAACAACAGCAAUUUGCUGUUCAGGGAGUUCCUAGUUUAAUGGAGGUCUCUGGCUUCUCAUAUUUCUAUGGUGCCUUCAUGGUGGGGCCUCAGUUCUCCAUGACACAAUAUCACAAGCUGGUAAGAGGCGAGUUGACUGAUGUUCCAGGCCAAAGACCCAACAGCUUUGUGCCUGCUCUUACGCGCCUGGGCCUCGGCCUCUUCUUCAUGGUACUCUAUACUGUAGUGGCCCCAUACAUCCCUGAGGAAUACCUUGUCUCUGAUGCUUAUCUGGAGCAACCCUUCUGGUUCCGCUGUCUUUAUAUAUUGAUCUGGGGCAAGACAAUGCUUUACAAGUAUGUUACCUGCUGGCUGGUCACGGAAGGAGUCUGCAUCAUCACUGGACUUGGAUACAAUGGAAAGGAUGACAAGGGGAGGCCCAAGUGGGAUGCCUGUGCCAAUAUGAAAGUUUGGUUGUUCGAGACAACUCCUUAUUUUACUGGCACUAUCUCCUCCUUCAAUAUUAACACCAAUGCCUGGGUGGCUCGCUAUAUUUACAAGCGACUGAAAUUCAUGGGGAACAAGUUACUAUCACAAGCAGUUUCCUUGCUGUUCUUGGCUGUCUGGCAUGGUCUGCACUGUGGCUAUUUGGUGUGCUUCCAAAUGGAGUUUCUUAUUGUCAUUGUUGAAAGACAGGUUAUCAAUCUGAUACAAGACAGUCCACCUCUGGCUACCUUGGCCUCAAUCACAAUCUUGCGGCCUCUCUUCUACGUGAUUCAGCAAGCUGUCCACUGGAUGUUCAUGGGAUAUUCUUUGGUGCCAUUUUGCCUCUUCGGUUGGGAAAAGUGGCUCAAGGUAUACCAAUCUAUUUAUUUCAUAGGCCACGCAUUGUUCUUCACAUUACUGUUUGCAAUGCCUUACCUGCGAAAAGUUCUAGUGCCACGAAAAGAGAAGUUAAAGAAAGUUGAGUAACACCAAAAGAUUGUACCAUGGUGCAUUUAUUACGGGGAUGGUAGAAGCAUCACCUGCCAAACUUGCUGCGGUCCAACUCUUGCAGAGUGACUGGGGGGAAAGAGCACAGGGGUUAAGACCCCAGAAUGAAGGGAACUGGCUGUAAACUCCUCCACCCCUUCUACAGGUUGCCUUAUCUCUCAAUUUCUCUCCGCGGACACUCCUAUCUCUGGAAAUGUCAGAUGAUUGUAAAGUAAUCGACACAGCUACCAUCUGGGAAUGGAGCCACCGCCUGACUUUUUCUACUUUCCAAUUCUGCUAGAUAAAAUUGGUCCCAGUUGGUUUUUCA
Molecule: messenger RNA, 1895 nt
Organism: Rhineura floridana
Lineage: Eukaryota; Metazoa; Chordata; Lepidosauria; Squamata; Rhineuridae
Gene: LPCAT3
Product: lysophosphatidylcholine acyltransferase 3
Exons: 13
Coding region: 179-1567 (462 amino acids)
Biological process (GO): phosphatidylcholine biosynthetic process; lipid modification
Cellular component (GO): membrane
Molecular function (GO): 1-acylglycerophosphocholine O-acyltransferase activity; lysophospholipid acyltransferase activity
Source: RefSeq, a predicted model, not a curated record